AUUCAGCCACCAGGGGGCUUCAGCUGAUUACCUAUUAGUCUAUUACUUACAUCAGCAUUCGUUCUUCUUCUAGGCAGACGUCGUCAAUCAGAGCUAAAGAAUCUUAGUUGAAAUUUUGACAUUUUUCUACUUAAGAAUUGUUUUCUUCUUACAUAAACACGUACUGACUACAGAGCCUGGUCUGACAGACCCAAAGCACAGAAGAACAUGAGUUUAAAAAAGAAAGCUGAGGAAGAUAUCAUACCUGAAGGUGAAGAACACGGUAACCCUCCUAAGUAUUUGGAACGAUUAAUUCACCAACCAACAUGGUCUUCUGACAUUGCACACUGGACGUUCUACGAACUCUUCAAUACCCUGGGAGAUCCAACAUGGACCAAACCGGAUUCAGUAUUGACAUUUGACUAUUUGAUGGACACCCUGGGUUUUUGUUUCUUAUACCAGGUGAAAGUUUAUGACCAAGACCCAGACCCAGCUCUAGAGGAUGAAAUCCCAAUCGAUGAAUUAUGGACCAUCAAAUCAAAAGUCGACAAGCUUGAAGAAAUUUCACAGCUGAUUCUUGUUCUUCUUAAACUGCUGGUGUCUAUUACAAAAUCGAAGACUCAGAGCAAAAAAUUGAAGAGUCAGCUAGCUUUCUACAUAAACACCUAUGAACUCAAGCGGGCAAAUCAAAAACCAAACAUCUUGCUAAAAGUAUGCACGUCGCACCAAGGAGAUCCCGACGAAUUCAAGUUGAUCAAGUUGUUGCUGAAAGCGGGAGCGGAUCCCAACGCUGUAGAUAAAAAACGGUGCAGCCCUCUUCAUCUUCUGGCCAAGAAAGAACGUUAUUCAUUUAAAAUGUGGGGCAAUCCUUUUUAUUCUACUCGUGCUGAAAACUUCACUUCUAUCGUUCGAGUUAUCUUGGAUGGAAGAUUCCAUCAAGAUCAAGUCAAUCUCCGUGGUGAAACAGCAUUGGAGCGUCUUAAACCUCUCCUUCCGCUGUAUCCAAAUACCCAAUUGUGCCGACUGGUAGGCAGUUUCUUGCAGGGUGUUCGUCCGUUAUCUUGCAUCGCAGCGAAAGUAGUUAGAAGGCAUCAACUCCCAUGUGAAUGUUUACCUCUGAUGCUUCAGUCUAUGGUUUUGCAGCACUAGUUCGUUUCGAUACUGUUAGUAUUGAAUUGUUUUCCUGUUCGCUACAUUAAUUGUUCCGAAAUUUUUCGUAUUGUUACUUGUCUUUUGUUUUCAUCAAAUAACAACCUUUGCUUGUGGAUAAAUAAAACGAGUUGAUAACUUA
Daphnia pulicaria is the source of this 1270-nucleotide messenger RNA. RefSeq lists its product as uncharacterized. NCBI's taxonomy places the organism in Eukaryota, Metazoa, Arthropoda, Branchiopoda, Diplostraca, Daphniidae. The record is from RefSeq and is a predicted model, not a curated record. The transcript has 2 exons. Bases 208 to 1128 code for a protein of 306 amino acids.